Messenger RNA from Dentiscutata erythropus, 744 nucleotides. NCBI's taxonomy places the organism in Eukaryota, Fungi, Glomeromycota, Glomeromycetes, Diversisporales, Gigasporaceae. The record is from the annotation of a GenBank genome assembly.
AUGCAGUCAAUUUUGAAUUUUCGUGAUGUUGGAGAGUCAGUUGACGUUAUUAAUCAAAAUGGAAUCGGCGCACAUCCAGAUGAUGCAACUGAAGAAGAUGUCAAACGAUUAUUAAAUUUUGAUAUCCAUACAAUUCUAGACUUGCGAGCUAGAGGAUUUGAUCUUCGUCAAGGAGCACUGUUAGAAACGAAUUUUCCGGUUGUUAUAUACCCUCCUCAGCAAAAAGAUAAUGUCAGGAAGACUGUCAAUGUUAGUUUAUUGGGAACCAAGCUUCAAAAAAGUUAUUUUACUGCAGCCCCUUUUUAUGUCAGAGUCCAAUUGAUUGGAUAUUAUUUAAUAUGUCAACAAGUUCAAGUUGCAAGAAUAAUGGCAAAAACUUUGAUUCCAAGAGGGUUAAUUGGGAUGUAUACAGAUUUCUUAGAUUCCUCUGAUAAAGAAAUUUGCGAGGUCCUUGAAGUUAUGACAGACGAAACAAAUUUACCAAUUUUAAUUCAUUGUAAACAUGGAAAGGAUCGCACUGGUAUAAUAAUUGCCAUCGUUCUUUCUAUCUGUGGUGUUGAUGAUGAAACAAUUGCUCAAGAUUAUGCACUUUCUCAAAAGGGUUUGGCCAGUAUAAUGCCUUCAGUAGUCGUUGAUAUAGGAAAAAUUGGAUUACCUGAAGAGUUUGCUUCCGCGACUCCUGAUGUAGGAAUGAUAUAUAUCUUGAAUUUCAAAAAAAACAUGGUUCAACGCAAGAUUAUUUAA